Varanus komodoensis (Komodo dragon) is the source of this 2131-nucleotide messenger RNA. RefSeq names its product syntaxin 19 (gene STX19). Bases 284 to 1165 code for a protein of 293 amino acids. The record is from RefSeq and is a predicted model, not a curated record. Gene Ontology annotation, biological process: intracellular protein transport; synaptic vesicle fusion to presynaptic active zone membrane; exocytosis. The transcript has 2 exons. Lineage: Eukaryota; Metazoa; Chordata; Lepidosauria; Squamata; Varanidae. Gene Ontology annotation, cellular component: presynaptic active zone membrane; SNARE complex; plasma membrane. Gene Ontology annotation, molecular function: SNARE binding; SNAP receptor activity.
CUCAAGUGUAAAGUAACCAAUUUGCUCUUCUAUGCUCUACAUCGUAACACACAAGUCUCACAGCUUUCCAAGAUGCACUUUCCAAGUGAUUAUUAAGGUCCAGGAAGAUUAAGAAUGCAGAAACUGUUUUAAUGGGAAUCACACUCCAACUCUAUUAUUUAUGCUCAUUGUAAAUUACGUUUAAGCAUCAGAUCCAAGAGCAGAAGUACAAGAGUCACUUUGAACAACAGGACUUAAAAAAGGUUUACACCACUGGCUGAGUUUAAUACAAGAGCAACAGAAGAUGAAAGACCGCCUUCAAGAGCUUAAAUUACGAGCAAAGGAGCUGCAAGUACUUGAAGAAAACAGCCAUGUUCCUACUAUUGUGGCAGAAGAACAUGGAGAACUGGAACAAGCAGCUGUUAUUUUUGAAAAGGAACCCAUAACAGAAAGGUAUCUGAAUGAAAUCCAGCGGGUUCACAAUGAUAUUAACAAUCUAGCAGCGGAUGUUCAGAAAUUUAGUCAGCAGCAAAAGAGCCUUGUGGCUUCUAUGAGAAGAUUCAGUAUGCUUAAAAAGGAAUGCAGUGCCACAAGAGAAAUAAAAAAUCAAGCAGAACAUAUUAGCAAGUGCUUGGAUGACUUGUCAAAAACAGUCAAGAAGGCAGAAAAAGAACAUGGCUCAUCAUCUGCCAUCGGAAGGGUUCUCACUUCUCAGAGGGCAGUCCUAUUUCGUCGCUUCCAAAACAUCAUGUUUCUGUACAAUGAUGCAAUAACAGCUAAACAAGAAAAAUGCAAAAGUUUCAUUGUUCGUCAGCUUGAAGUGGCUGGAAAAGAGGUAUCUGAGGAAGAAGUGAACAAUAUGGUUCAACAAGGGAAAUGGGAAAUCUUCAAUGAAAAUCUGCUCACUGAGGUCAAGAUCACUAAAGCUCAGUUAUCAGAGAUUGAACAAAGACACAAAGAACUGGUCAAUCUCGAGAACCAGAUGAAAGACUUAAAAGGCCUCUUCAUGCAAAUCUCUCUGUUGGUUGAAGAGCAAGGUGAAAUGAUCAACAACAUUGAAAUGGAAGUUGUUAAUACUCAGGACUAUGUUCAGACAUGCAGGGAAAAGUUCAGACUGGCAGCCAGGUAUCGAAAGAAAAAUCCUUGCAGAGCAAUAUGCUGUUGGUGCUUUCCCUGCUGCAAAUAAAAGGAUUUCUGGAUAAUUAAAUCUACUUUGCAAUAGCCCUGGUUGAGCAUGUAAUGAACAGGGACAGCCGUGAUGCAAGAGGGAAUAACUGCACUAAUAGCUGUAGGUGGAGAUACAGUUCUUCCUCUUUUAUUUUUAAAUGCCCUGUAUGCUUCAGAGUUGGCAGCAGAAAUGCACACAACUGAAGACAUGAAACUAAAUGAGUGAGAAAGAGGUCAUUGGCAAAGGUACAAGUAGUAUCAUCACUGCUUACCAUAUGGCAACUUUUUAAGAGGUAACUGAGGGUAGCUUUACCAUACUAAUGAAGAGUAAGAAUGCUAUCUUUCUAAAGUAUUAUUUCAUUAAAAAGGCAUAAGACAAUACUGGAUGUGACAUGAAGGAAUUUUGAUACCAGUGAUAUUCUUCGAAAACACGCAGCAAACAAGUGCUUGAAACAUAAGCAUUCACUGUGAUAUUUUAUUCACUUCCUCGGGAAAGAUUUUAUGUUCCUAACAAUUUUAUUUAGCAUCUUGAUGAAGGAAAACUGUAAACCUACUGAAAUGGAAACUAGCACAAUAUUAUCUGGAAGGUGUUCAACAAAUUAGCAAAACCUGUCAAAAAAAAAGGUUGACUGGCUUUUCAUAGGCAGUGGAGAAACAUUUGAAACUAUUUUUGAUGGUGGGAUUUGUUAAGAUCAUUUCAGAUUGUUCACUAAUAAGAACCAUUCAACAAUUAGACAGGAAGAGAGCAAACAGAGCAAAGCAUAAUUAAGUAAUUGCCUGUGGAACGCCAGUACAGGAUACUUUACUCACUUUUACCUCCAAAUAUGUCAGAACACAGUAUUCCUGGAAGACGCACAUCAAAUAUUCAGAACAUAAAAGCAGAGUGGAUAAAAAUCAAUGAUUUAAAAAAAAUUAAAUGGAUUUUUAAAAUUGAAAUCAGAUUUUGGUUUAAUUUUUUUAAAUAAAAUGCUUUUUGAGGAAAAAA